ACCUAAACUGCCCCAAAGACUCCAUAACAAUUGAUUUUGCCUAAGCUGAUUGAACCUUGUCAGCCCUUAACUCGAAAUUACCUACUACAUACGAGACUAGCUGCCUAAACGACGCGACGACUAAGAGGUAACGCUCUCUCAACCGCUAAAAAUAAUUCUUACAGGCUCCAUACCAAGUGUUUUUUGUUUUGUCUUAUCGCGUGUGUUUUUAUAUUCGCCAAGGGGGGGGGUUAUGGUGUACACCGUACAUCGAUGUAUCAGCUAAAUUCUCAUCUAUAGUUGUCCACUGACGACAAUAGCAACGAGACGAGAUGACUGCGGAUACUGAUACUAGGUGGAACGCGCGAAGAAGACACGCCAUCCAAUCUGUCUUUCAGACUGAUGUGUCUCAGCCUACACCGUAUUCUACUUCGUCGCUGCGGUUCCCUGGCCAAAGUCAGAGUCAGACUUUUGGGGGCCCUUUGACCCAGACGCCCCAGAAAGCCACCGAUUCCCAGUUUUUGCUGACUUCGCCCGAAGAGAAAUCCCACGCACAACAGCAGACCCGCUUUGACCGGUCCUGGCACGUGGUUACAUCCCGCAUUGCGCUCCCACCCUCCGUUACCGCCGAGGAUUCGUUCGGGGCCCUGCCGAAUUCGCAGGAUGCCGACGACGGCGCGUUCCGGGACGCACUCCGCGACGUCUUAAGUCCGACUGUGCGUCUCCCACUUGCCACUCGUACCGAGAAUAUCCUUGCUUGGCAUACGCAGCAGGUUCGACACCAUUUUGUGAGCCAUGUUCUGCCACUACUAUCUGUCUGUGAUGGCUACUCGGACCAGACACAGGUCCUGCUAGGUAGUAUACGGACUCUGGAAGCUGCGAAUAGGCAGUAUCUAUUCGGGCUGUCAUUAAUUCUUCGGGCUAUGGAAGAAGAGCCUGCAGACCUUGCUCUCAUGAAAUUCCAACGUGAUCUACAUGCGAUAGUUGGAAAUUCUAUGUCUAAUGCUAUGAUAAAUGCUCUAAGAUCGACCCUUGGCCAGCUGAUGAAGACGCUACUUGGUGUAGGAGUAGUAUCUCAUGCACCGGGUCGGGGUAAGCAGGUGACUAUAGGCCCCGACAAGGUAGAUAAGGCAAGAAAGGAGUUGCACCAGCUAGUAGAAUCACUAUGCAAUGUCGGCUUUGCCGGCGAAAAGUUUCAGAUCCUCUUUGCGGAACUCCUCGACGGGAUGAUGAUCGCCUAUAUUCGAGAGACCUUUGCGGGAGUAUGGGGUCCCAAUGACGACUUAAAGACGGGAGCACGUCUUCCAGCCCGUAUUAGAAUGCAGCCGCAGUGUAUUAAAGAGCUCCUGGACUGGGUUGAGAAUCAAUAUGCGAGAUUAGCUGUGGAAGUUACCAGCCGACUCGGUAGCGGCAUACAAAUCAACUGGUCGGAUGUAGAGAAAUGGAAAGAGAUUGCUGUCGGGCGGCUUGCGGCGCUUCGAAUCGACGAGCUCUUCGACAUUGUUAUUAGCUGGCCAAAUAGCGAAGGCGGGAUCGAUGAUCUUCGCUACGCAAUUACAACGCCUCAACGACGAUUGCAGCUCACAGAUGCAUUCUCAUCCACCCUACAGAGACGUUUACUACACGCCGGGCGCUCAACGUUAGAUAUUCUCCGGACGUAUAUUGCCAUGAUCCGGACAUUUCACAAAUUAGAUCACUCGAGAGUACUCUUGGACCGAGUAGCUUAUUCUCUGCAGCUGUAUCUAUGCACUCGAGAAGAUGCGGUCCGCAUCAUCGUUACAGGUCUGCUAGCUAAUAAAGAAGAAGUCAAUUCUGAGGCUCGCAAUACGAAACUUGUCGAACUGGUAGAGCUACUACUAGAAGAUUCUGACCGGUAUCGCACUGAACGCCAAACUGAAGAAUGGGAUGACCUGGACUGGUCCCCUGCUCCUGUAGAUGCGGGCUCCAAUUACAGGAGACAGAAAUCCGAGGAUGUUAUCGGUACACUUAUUGGCGCCCUUGGCUCACCGGAAGUGUUUAUCAAAGAAUUCCAAAGCAUAAUAGGCGAGAGGCUGCUAUCUAAGCAGACAGGGUUCAAGCAAGAGGUAGGCGUGCUUGACUUACUAAAAAAGCGCUUCGGAGAGUCCUCGUUACAAGCCUGCGAUGUGAUGAUCAAGGAUAUUCAAGACUCAGCACGACUUGAUGGUGUCAUCCACCGCGGAGCGGUCAACCACCCAGAUAAUGCGAAUCGAGAUUGGACGAUCCAUGCACGGAUCUUAUCGCGGCUUUACUGGCCUGAAGUCGGGGAAGAGCGCUUCGUGUUACCUUCUAGCGUCACGGAAAUGCAGAAAAUGUACGAAACUAUUUUCGAACAUGUAAAACCAUCGCGUAAGAUUAAGUGGCUUAAUCAUCUCGGCCAGGCGACAGUGGAACUAGAGCUCGAAGACCGGACAAUUUCGGAAAAAGUUCAUACGUACGAAGCAGCCGUCAUCAACGCCUUCAGCGAGGAAAACUCUUCUAGCUGGACUUUUGACGAUCUAUGGAUGAAGCUUGAGAUGGACGAAGACCUUCUCACGGCAGCACUUAAUUUUUGGGAGAAGAAGCAAGUGCUUCGUAGGCUCCCAGACAAUACAUACGUCGUUAUCGAACGCCUUUCAGAUGCUGAGCAGCCUUCGUCACUCCAGGCGGCACAUGUGCCAAACCCUGGUGCUGUUGAUGUAGGACCAGCGACGCCCCGUAAGGCCAAGGCCGGAAUGAGCGAGAAGGAGAAGGAAAAGCGACAAGUUUACUGGCAGUUCAUCACGGGUAUGCUGACGAACUCCAGCCCCGCCAUGCCUCUCGGACAGAUCUCCAUGAUGAUGAAAAUGCUGAUCGCGGACGGGUUUCCGUGGAGCAACGAGGAGCUGCAAGAAUUCCUCGGGGAGAAGAUAGCUGACGGCGAGCUCGAAAUUGUGGGGGGUAAAUAUAAACUCAUCAAAAAGUGAUAUCGCAAUCCUCGGUAUAUCAGUCCUGGCUUUUGCUUCAGAUGGCUCGGCGGCUUUCCGUUGUACCUACGCUAAAUCACAGCCAUGGUUUUGGCUUGGACGGCUCGCUGUCGUCAGCAUGUUUUGAAAUAUCCGUUAGCGGCGAUCUUCACGAUUGCAAUUGCAAGGGCGAUUAGUUAGUACAUUGCCUGGCUCGCCUUACCACAGUGCAAUCUGUCACGGGGUACCAGAUAGAUGAUCGGAUAGGCGUGCCUCGAAUAAAUAUUGACGCCAUCCCGCUACCCGCGUCGCCCGUCAGCUCGGUUAGUAUGGUCAGCAAUGUACAUAGGUAUCUCAGCAAUGUAUCUAGAUACCUACCUACCUACCUACCUACCUACCUACCUACCCACCUAC
Daldinia loculata is the source of this 3335-nucleotide messenger RNA. RefSeq lists its product as uncharacterized. The record is from RefSeq and is a predicted model, not a curated record. Gene Ontology annotation, molecular function: ubiquitin protein ligase binding. The transcript has a single exon. Gene Ontology annotation, cellular component: anaphase-promoting complex. Bases 312 to 2942 code for a protein of 876 amino acids. Lineage: Eukaryota; Fungi; Ascomycota; Sordariomycetes; Xylariales; Hypoxylaceae. Gene Ontology annotation, biological process: ubiquitin-dependent protein catabolic process.